Messenger RNA from Thamnophis sirtalis, 5450 nucleotides. Lineage: Eukaryota; Metazoa; Chordata; Lepidosauria; Squamata; Natricidae. The record is from RefSeq and is a predicted model, not a curated record.
GAGGGGGGGAGGAGGAGCAGCCGGAGUGGCAGCGUGGCCGGUCGUGGGAGGGAGAGUAAAGCUGAGCAGAACUUCACAAAUUGGAAAUGAAUUUAAUGUACCUUCAUAUGGACCACUGAAUGGAUGAUAAAUGGCUCUUCCUCGCUUAACAGGAGCUCUCCGUUCCUUUUCAAAUGUCACUAAACAAGAAGAUUAUAGUGAAGAAUCUGCUGACAUAACAGAUAAAAGAGCCAAGUUACAAGAACAGCUGUGCAAUUCGGAUCUCACUUGGAAGAAAAUAGUAACAUUUGUUGAUGAAAACACACUCAAGGAACAGCAGCAAUCUGUACAUGGUGAUUUAAGGACACUAUUUCAUGCUGCCAAACAAAUAGUGGGAUCUGAGAAUGGCGAAGAAGCAAUUGAAAGUGGCGCUUCCUUCCUUUUUAAAAUGCUUUACGCCAAAGACUGUAUUGGUCGUGAUGAGACUCAAGCCAUUAAGCAGGUCUUUGGACCCUUUCCCCCAUCCUCUGCCACUGCAGCAUGUAAUGCCAUCAGUCGGAUUGUUUCACAUUUUACCGAAGAACAGCUUGCUGCUCUUCUGCAAAGUUCUGAGGAGUUAAACAGUGAUUCAAAGCUGUCCUUUGGCAGAAAUAUUGCAUUUUCUUUUGAAAUGCACGAUUUGGACGACUUUGAAGAAUUGCUGAUAAAUGGUGAAAUGGAUGACCAGAAAGUCAUUAGCCUGGAUUAUGAGAAGAUUUUUAAUAACCAAUUUGAACAUUAUCCAAAUAACUGUGGUGAAAAUGCUGACGCGAAGUCUUCUGGGAAAGUAGAUGAUAGUUUCCUGUGGUGUGAAGUUGGGAAGUAUCUGAAUGAUUCCCUGCAAGGAAAUAAUACAGGCCCAACACUGGAACAUCUUUGCUGUACUUUGUAUGAGAUGCUUGCCUCCCAUAAAAGUGGUGAUGAGCUUCAGAAUGAGUUGUUUGAAUUACUAGGACCUGAAGGAUUUGAAUUAAUAGAAAAGCUCCUGCAGAACAGAAUUACCAUUGUGGAACGAUCUUUCUCUGGGCCAAAUGAUUACAGGCUACAAUCUUUACAAGAACAGUGCAGAAAAUUUACAGGAGAAAAUUCUAAGCCAAAUUAUGGCUGCCAAGUCACCAUUCAGUCUGAACAAGAGAAACAGCUAAUGAAAUUAUAUCGCCGUGAAGAAAAACGAAAUGCCAGGCGAGAAAAACGAACUGGGGAUGAAGGGGAAAUUCUUGUUGAUGCAGGAAUGUCUUUUGAUCCGAAGGAGUUACGGAUGCAAAGAGAACAAGCGCUUUUGAAUGCUCGCACGAUGCCAGUUUUAGGCAGACAGCGAGACAUGGAAUUUGACAAAAUUCAUUAUCCUCAUGUUUAUGACUCACAAGCCGAAGCUAGGAAAACAUCAGCUUUUAUUGGUGGAUCAAAGAUGCUUUUGCCAGAAGCUAUUGAGAGAGAAAAUAAUAAAAUGUAUGAAGAAGUAAAAAUACCUCCUAGUGAACAAAUGCCAAUGGGUUUAGUGGAAAAGCCAGUUUAUAUAAAGGAUUUAGAUGAGAUUGGACAACUUGCUUUCAAAGGCAUGAAACAAUUAAACCGAAUCCAAUCCAUUGUUUUUGAAACUGCCUAUAACACAAAUGAGAAUAUGCUAAUAUGUGCACCUACUGGGGCCGGAAAAACUAACAUUGCCAUGUUAACAGUUUUGCAUGAAAUCCGUCAGCACGUUCAGCAGGGCGUUAUCAAAAAGGAUGAAUUUAAGAUAGUUUACGUUGCUCCUAUGAAGGCAUUGGCAGCUGAAAUGACAAAUUAUUUCAGCAAACGUCUGGAACCACUGGGCAUCAUGGUGAAAGAGUUGACAGGUGACAUGCAGUUGUCAAAAAGUGAAAUUCUCCGAACUCAGAUGCUUGUAACCACUCCAGAAAAAUGGGAUGUUGUGACCAGAAAGAGCGUGGGAGAUGUCGCUCUCUCUCAACUAGUGAAGCUCCUUAUUCUUGAUGAGGUACACCUACUUCAUGAAGAUAGAGGUCCGGUACUAGAAAGUUUGGUGGCCCGCACUUUACGCCAGGUUGAAUCUACCCAAAGCAUGAUUAGGAUCUUGGGGCUGUCAGCCACAUUACCUAAUUAUCUUGAUGUUGCUACAUUUCUGCAUGUUAAUCCUUAUAUUGGGUUAUUUUAUUUUGAUGGUCGUUUUCGACCUGUUCCUCUUGGCCAGACAUUUAUAGGAAUCAAGACAACCAAUAAGAUACAGCAGCUUAUUAAUAUGGAUGAAGUUUGUUAUGAAAAUGUGUUGAAGCAAGUAACAGCUGGGCAUCAGGUGAUGGUAUUUGUUCAUGCUCGAAAUGCUACAGUCCGAACCGCUAUGGGUCUUCGUGAAAAAGCUAAAAACAAUGGUCACAUUUGCUACUUUUUACCAACUCAAGGUCCUGAUUAUGGACAAUCAGAAAAGCAAGUGCAGAAGUCUAGAAACAAGCAAUUACGUGAAAUGUUUCCAGAUGGAUUCAGUAUUCAUCAUGCAGGAAUGCUCCGGCAAGACAGAACUUUGGUGGAAAGCUUGUUUUCUCGUGGUUACAUAAAAGUCUUGGUUUGUACAGCUACAUUAGCCUGGGGUGUCAAUCUUCCAGCUCAUGCAGUCAUCAUUAAGGGAACACAGAUUUAUGCUGCAAAAAGAGGAUCCUUUGUUGACCUUGGAAUUUUAGAUGUCAUGCAGAUAUUUGGCCGAGCUGGACGGCCCCAGUUUGAUAAAUUUGGAGAAGGUGUCAUUAUCACAACACACGACAAACUCAGUCAUUAUCUGACUCUGCUUACUCAGCAGAAUCCAAUUGAAAGUCAGUUUCUUGAAAGCCUUGCUGACCAUUUGAAUGCAGAGAUUGCUCUUGGAACAGUGACAAAUGUUGAGGAAGCAGUAAAGUGGAUAAGUUACACUUACCUUUAUGUACGGAUGAGAGCAAACCCAUUAGUAUAUGGCAUCAGUCACAAAGCUUAUCAGAUGGAUCCAAGUUUAGAGAAGCACAGAGAACAGUUGGUGAUUGAAGUUGGCCGAAAACUGGAUAAAGCCCGGAUGAUUCGGUUUGAAGAGAGAACUGGAUUUUUUUCUUCAACUGAUUUAGGCAGAAUUGCAAGCCACUACUACAUUAAAUAUAACACAAUUGAGACUUUCAAUGAACUCUUUGAUGCUCAUAAAACAGAAGGUGACAUUCUUGCUAUUGUUUCUAAAGCUGAAGAAUUUGACCAAAUCAAGGUGAGAGAAGAAGAAAUAGAAGAGCUGGAAGCCUUGCUGAGCAAUUUCUGUGAACUUGCUGCACCUGGUGGUGUGGAGAACAAUUAUGGGAAAAUAAAUAUCCUUCUGCAAACAUAUGUUAGCCGAGGAGAGAUGGAUAGUUUUUCCCUAAUUUCAGAUUCUGCUUAUGUUGCACAGAAUGCUGCACGUAUUGUUCGAGCUCUUUUUGAAAUAUCCCUUCGUAAGCGAUGGCCAGCAAUGACAUACCGACUGCUAAAUCUCAGCAAGGUUAUCGACAAGCGACUGUGGGGUUGGGUCAGCCCUUUGCGGCAGUUCACUGUCCUGCCCCCACCAGUCCUUGCCAAGCUGGAACAGAAGAAUCUUACCAUUGAUAAGUUGAAGGACAUGAGGAAAGAUGAAAUUGGUCAUAUGCUCCAUCAUGUAAAUAUUGGACUAAAGGUCAAACAGUGCGUCCAGCAAAUUCCCUCUAUCUCAGUGGAAGCCACCAUCCAGCCGAUUACUCGUACUGUUCUGAGAGUUAGGUUAAAUAUCACCCCUGAUUUCAAGUGGAAUGAUCAGGUGCAUGGAACAGGUGGAGAGCCCUGGUGGAUUUGGGUGGAAGAUCCCACCAAUGAUCACAUUUAUCAUUCAGAAUAUUUUAUUAUUCAAAAAAAGCAGGUCAUUGCAAAGGAAACUCAACUGUUGGUAUUUACAAUCCCAAUUUUUGAACCGUUGCCCUCUCAAUACUACAUCCGGGCUGUCUCUGACCGAUGGCUGGGAGCUGAGGCUGUGUGCAUUAUUAAUUUCCAGCAUCUGAUUCUGCCAGAGAGACAUCCACCUCAUACAGAGUUACUGGACCUCCAGCCUUUACCCAUUACAGCUUUAGGACAUCCCAAAUAUGAAACUCUCUACAAAUUUACUCAUUUCAACCCAAUUCAGACUCAGAUAUUCUAUACAUUAUAUCACACUGAUAGUAAUGUACUACUUGGAGCCCCCACUGGUUCUGGAAAGACAGUUGCAGCAGAAUUAGCCAUCUUCAGAAUUUUCAAUAACUAUCCCACUACAAAGGCAGUAUAUAUUGCACCCCUUAAGGCAUUGGUACGGGAAAGAAUUGAAGACUGGAAAAUUAGGAUUGAAGAAAAGCUUGGUAAAAAGGUUGUAGAGUUGACAGGGGAUGUAACUCCUGACAUGAGAUCCAUUGCCCAAGCUGAUCUUAUUGUUACUACACCAGAGAAAUGGGAUGGAAUCAGCCGAAGCUGGCAGAAUAGAAGUUAUGUCCAAAAGGUUUCUGUCCUCAUCAUAGAUGAGAUUCAUCUGCUAGGCGAUGAGAGAGGGCCUGUCCUAGAGGUUAUUGUGUCUCGGACUAAUUUCAUCUCGUCUCACACAGAGAAGCCUGUCAGAGUAGUUGGUCUGUCAACAGCACUAGCCAAUGCCAAGGAUCUAGCUGAUUGGCUAAAUAUUAAUCAAAUGGGGCUAUUUAACUUCAGGCCAUCCGUGCGUCCAGUUCCAUUGGAAGUUCACAUACAAGGUUUCCCAGGCCAGCAUUACUGUCCUCGCAUGGCUAGCAUGAACAAACCAGCCUUUCAGGCCAUUAGAAGUCAUUCUCCAGCCAAGCCAGUUCUUAUCUUUGUAUCAUCCAGACGACAAACUAGACUUACAGCUUUGGAGCUCAUUGCAUUUUUGGCAACUGAAGAUGAUCCAAAACAAUGGCUGAAUAUGGAUGAAAGAGAGAUGAGUGCCAUCAUUUCAACAGUACGAGAGUCUAAUCUUAAACUGACCCUGGCUUUUGGAAUAGGCAUCCACCAUGCUGGCCUUCACGAACGGGACAGAAAAACUGUGGAAGAGCUAUUUGUGAAUUGUAAAAUCCAAGUAUGUUUAUUAUAUGCAUGAUAGCAUACAGGUAGUCCUUGCUUACUGACCAUUUGUACAGCAACCAUUUAAAGUUGUGAUGCUGCUGAACAAGUGGUACAUAUGACUGGUCCUCAAAAUUCCAUUUUUCUCACUACCCCUGCAGACACAAGAUCACAAGUUCAGUACUUGGCAACCUGCUCAUACUUAUGACAGUUGUGGUGCUUCACAGUCAUUGAUCUCCAUUUCCAACAUUUCCCCAUCGGCUUCCCACAAACCAAGUCAACAAGGAAGGUUGCAAAUUGUUCUGAUAAAUCACCCCAGACUCCCUGCACUCAUAUGAUAUCACAUUCUCCUGUCCCCAGCCUCCCUGCACUUGUGUCAAUCUGCA